Messenger RNA from Nycticebus coucang (slow loris), 1155 nucleotides. Its product is annotated as coiled-coil domain-containing protein 33-like. The coding region runs from base 34 to 1155 and encodes 373 amino acids. Lineage: Eukaryota; Metazoa; Chordata; Mammalia; Primates; Lorisidae. The transcript has 9 exons. The record is from RefSeq and is a predicted model, not a curated record. Gene Ontology annotation, cellular component: peroxisome.
CCAUCCUGGGAAACAGGACUGCUAGCAGUAAAGAUGGAGGAGCCAGGGUCCCCGCCCCCUCCAGCCCCCAAGGCUGCCUUGGGCCUCGUUAACAGCCACUCUGAGUUGAACAACUACCGGCGGGCCAUGAAGAAGAUGGCAGAGGACAUCCUGUCGCUGCAGAAACAUGCCAGCAUGCUGGAGGGGGAGAACCGCACGCUGCGGAGCCAACUGACCGAGCUGGAGGCAGAAGAGGAGGAGGGCACAGCCCAGGAGGCCCAGAGUCUGGUGUCCAUGAAGCAGAAACUGCUGCUGAGAGAGAUGGACAUGAAGAAACUGAGGGACAAGGUGCAGCAUCUGCAGAACGAGCUGAUUCGAAAGAAUGAUCGAGAGAAGGAGCUGCUCCUUCUGUACCAGGCUCAGCAGCCACAGGCUGCUCUGCUCAAACGGUACCAGGACAAGCUGCAGAAGAUGAAGGCGCUGGAGGACACCGUGAGGCACCAGGAGAAGGUGAUCGAGAAGAUGGAGCGGGUGCUGGAGGACAGGCUGCGGGAGAGGAUGGAGCCCCCGCCUCCCAGCAGGCUGCAAGGCAAGCCCAACAUGGGUGCAUCCGCUCCCCGAACCCUACCUAUGCUCUCAGGCUCUGGCCUUCCCCUGGGUUCUACAGGAGAGAACCUGCCAGGCGACCUUUACUCAGUGCUGCUGGCAGAAAACUCAAGGCUGCGGGCAGAGCUGGAUAAGAACCGCCACCAGUCAGCCCCCAUCAUUCUGCAGCAGCAGUCCCUGCCGGUGGACCCCGGGGAGUUGGGAGCAGGAGGAGACUUGGCAGAGAGGCUGCAAGAGACAGAUGGCCCAGGCCACUCCAAGUGCACAGACACCCUUCCCACACAGGAUAUCCUCAGCAGUUCCUCAGACAAGUUUAACCUCCUGGCCAAACUGGAACGAGCUCAAAGCCGGAUCCUGUCCCUAGAGAGCCAGUUAGAGGACUCAGCUCGACGCUGGGCACGUGAGAAGCAGGACUUGGCCAUACGGCUGCAGGAGCAAGACAAUGGCUCCAGAUACCCCUCAAACUCCAUCAUCACAGAACAGCCAGUGAGUGACCCCUCCAGAGGAGCUACUGGGGGUUCAGGUGAUAGAGCAGGAAGCCACCCCAUCCCCCAAGUUACCAGGCCCUGA